UUCAAAGUCAAAUGUCUUCUUCAACCUCUCCGUCAAGUUCUACUCACCGGAGAAGAUCAUCUCGAUCUUCUACUAACGACCCGUUAUCAUCUCCGGCAGCCAACGGGUCAUCUUAUACGGGUCCUGCCCCAAGCAUCGUAUGGCAGCUUUUGGCCUUAUGUUUUGUCCUAUCCCUCGCCUUCCUCCAGUUUCUUCCGGCGACCCAUUUCCGGGACCCGUUCGAUCCUCUGAGAAAAUGGGUCCCUUACCAAUCCAACAUAUCCACAUCCAUUGAUACCAGUAAAGGAACAUCAAUAAACAUUGUAUCAUGGAUGGACUGUAUCAAUAUUCAAGUCUUUACAGUUCUUAUUAACUCAACUCUGUCAAGCACAAAUUGUUCAGAUCUGGUUUCUUUUCAUUUCUUUGUUCCUGAAAAUCAGAAAGAUGAUAAGGUUCUGUAUUAUAAGCUCAAGGUCCUUUUUCCAGAUGUCAAGCUUCAAUUUAUUGGACAGGAGAUGGUUAAGAGACAGAUUAUGUCAGCUUAUGGUAGUGAUAAUGUUGAAGAAUAUUCCAGGCCUUCUUUUGCUGAAAUGGCCCCUUAUGUCAUACCAUUUCUUCAUAUUCAGCUAACCAAAUUCGUUUAUUUAUUGCCGAAUUUGAUUUUAAAGGGGAAUGUUGAUGAACUGGUUAGGCUUGAAUUGAAUGACUAUCCAAUUGGAGUUAAUGAGGAUUGUUCCAAAAAGAUGAAUACAUAUGUUAACUAUGACAUAUUAGAUGCCAUUCAACGAUCAGCUGCUAAGCCUUGGGUAUCGAGAAAGCCUUAUUCGAUAGACGCUUGUAUGCCCUUGUUGAGUCUUGUUCUUAUUGAUUCUUCGAGAUUGGAGAAGGAUUUUGUUGAAUCCAUUCUUUGGUGGAGCAAGGUUUUGAAUGAAAAACAAAGGAGGAGCAAUCCGCAUCCUGCGAUCGCGUUAGCGAUUUACAAUCGAUAUUUGAAAAUUCCAGAUUAUUGGAGAGUGGGGUUAUUGGAAUAUGGGAAGAGUUCGAGUUUUUGUUCUGAUAAUGGUAAGGCUAUUAAUACAAUGUCUGAUUUUGCGAGCAGAUUCAAACAAUAUCUUCCAUUGUCGUCGAAUCAAAUACUAGACCUCCAUCAGAGACCGCAAAGCUGAGCCCUUUCGAUAAUUUCAACGAAUUAUGCUAGUUUUAUUGAUA
Molecule: messenger RNA, 1188 nt
Organism: Impatiens glandulifera
Lineage: Eukaryota; Viridiplantae; Streptophyta; Magnoliopsida; Ericales; Balsaminaceae
Exons: 5
Coding region: 12-1145 (377 amino acids)
Cellular component (GO): Golgi apparatus
Source: RefSeq, a predicted model, not a curated record